CAGAAAGAUGUGUCUUUGCUGGGCCGUGGUCCUUCCGCCGCAAACCUAACCGUUAUUAAAUGGCUACCGAGGGUCUCAAAGCAUGAUAUUUUAGGGGUUUUCCUAAAACAUUAUAUUCCGAUAAAAUGCUCAGGACAGGGAAAACUCUGCUUGGGCAAAGGACUUUCACGCAGAAGCAGGUCUAUCCUAGACGUGCACAUGUCUUGGUGACAGCUGGAUUGGGCUUUGGCAAAAAGGACAACGUAAAGGCGUGCCCAUGCGGGUCAGGGCAAGACUACCAGGCUUGUUGCCAGCGCUACCACAAAAGCCUCACCGUGCAGGCGCCCACGGCCGAGGCAUUGCUGCGGGCCCGCUUCUCCGCGUAUGCAAAGAGGGAGUGGAAGUAUGUGGUGCGGACCACCCACCCCGCCAAUCCCAACGUGAAGGGCACGGUGUCGGAGGAUGGUAAGGUCCGGACGACUUUUGAGGAGGACGUCAAGGUCUCCAUGUACAACUGCGACUUCGUACGGCUGCAGGUGCUGGGCCAGGAGCUCGGUGCGAGUCCCAGGGAGGUGAUCAUCGACUUCCAGCUCGACAUUCGCCAGAAAUUGGACGAGAAGGCACGCAAGCUGGAAAAGCCCCUUCCACGGACCAUCCGGGAGAAAGCACUGUUCGUUCUGAGCGACGACGGCGCCUGGGAGUUUUUGCGCGCGGUGGACAGCAACUGGGAUCGGGUUAAGCUCGAGUACCGCGGUGUGGAGGGGACGGCACAGCCGGCGGGGCCCCGGCUCCGCAGACCUCCCGACGAUCUGCUGCACCUUGCCCUGCCGGUUGUGUCCGCCUCCUCCCUACCCCCCACCCAACCCCCGACGGUGGACUUCCGAGCCCACCGCACCUGGGCCCGUCGCUUCGUCGCCAUUUUCAUUGCCCACGACACCUCGCGACGACCCACCUGA
Volvox carteri f. nagariensis is the source of this 935-nucleotide messenger RNA. RefSeq lists its product as uncharacterized. The transcript is spliced from 7 exons. NCBI's taxonomy places the organism in Eukaryota, Viridiplantae, Chlorophyta, Chlorophyceae, Chlamydomonadales, Volvocaceae. The record is from RefSeq and is a predicted model, not a curated record. The coding region runs from base 126 to 935 and encodes 269 amino acids.